AUGCAGCAACCUGAUAUGGCGCCUCAGGCGCCGCAGAUGACCCCGCAUCCAGAGUACAACAAACGCAUUCGACUUCUCGAGACUACGGUCCUCAACGGCAUCGAACUUUCCGCAGGCCACGUUGGUCUCAUCAAGAAUCGCGUUACAGAGGGCGGAUGUGACAAGUAUCGAGUCGAAUGGCGCCAUGCACACCACUUUGCGAAUAAAGUCCCAAUCAGCCCCGCGCUUGUCACAGAUAUCUACGAGCAGGGAUACCAGUGGAAGGGGGGUGAGAUGCUGGACUUUGUCCUCCGGAUCGACGCUGGCACAGAAGAGGAUGCUGCCAAGGCAGAAGAGCUCGGAACCAUCAUAUACCCUGACCCGUUCUCUGCCCGUCAGCAAGUCUGGAUGCCUUCGUACGCCACUGGACUUACGUACAUUCCAAUUCGACGAAACGGAGAGGAAGUCUAUCGGAUUCUAGGCAACGAAGACUAUUUUCCUUUCAGGAUGCUCCACGAUCAGCAGUCAAGCGAGCACAAACUUGUCAAGGCAGGCACUGAAGGCAAGAUCUUUGAGGUCUAUGAUAGUGGCUGGGUGCGAGUGGCAGUCCCGCAAUAUUCUCGCCCAAUCCAUGUUGCGCGCUCGUUCAUGGCAAUCGGCAAACACAGGAUCAGCCCCACGUCCUGGGUACUCAAGCGUGAACACAACAUCUUGGCUCCACAGAUCACGACAAGUGCCGACGGUGGACUUCUCUAUCGUACUGCGUACUCGUUCUUCAAGGCCUUGCAAAGCAACCGGACAAGCCUUCCACAGAUCGAGCGGAGCAUCUUGGAUGUCCUAGGUUACGAAGAUGAGGGACCCAGGCGCAUGGCCGACCUCAUUGUCGAUGGGUGCAAAAAGGCAGGAACCCUGGAGGAACUAAACUCGGAAAGCUUCACUCUCGCCAGUAUCUGUGAGGCUGGACAGCUCAUCGGAUCAUCGACAGCCAAUUCGAGCCAAAAGCUGUUUAAGGCAUCAGGCGUCAAAAGCAGCGCAAUGAUUUACCUCAUCGAACAUGGCAAAUUGCGCAGCGACCCGGCUCGUCAGAACGCGGUUUACACCGGUUCGUCUGGGGAUGGGGUUAAGCGCAUGGGCUCGCACAAUGGAGACUCCCAAUUCAAGACGAGCCCGCACUACCUCACUUGGCGCGCGUCAGACAGGCAUCGUAUGGUGAACAUCUGCUGUGCUCCUACAGGUCAAGCACAAGAAGCACGCCGAUUCGCUAUGGAGACAUUCUUCAUUGCCGCCCUUGACACUUACGCUCCAAAGCUGGUUAGCGAUUUCGCGAAAUUUUUGUCCGAAGCUCAGCCAGAAGAUAGUAACAAGUUCCCGCAAACAGCUAUCCCCCAGGCCGAGGAAAGCGCAGGAUCAGGCGAGCAAGAAGCUAAGGCUACUGAGAUGCUCGAGCUUCAAGACAUUGCCUUGCGAAUUAUGAGCAUCGCAGAUGUUGUGUUUACAAAGACUGGAUGGCCACGAGGAGCUAGCCGAGACUCCUUUGAAUCUUCAGGAGGCUGUAAUUUCAGCACUCCGAUUGGCUCAUCAUCAGAAGGCAGGGUAGUUUUCUACAAAACCAUCGUGCCUGGCAAGAUGGUGCAGUAUCGACGCAAAGGUCUUAAGUGCUCUAGUAGAAACGAGGGCAAGGAGCUACUCUGCGGAUACUUCUACGAGAACAGAAUCACCUUUGUACUAAACACUGGAAAGACGAAGACUGGAAAACGUGCGACACUGAAUGGUCCCGAGCCCAAAGACGGCGACAUAGUGUACGUCGUUUACGAGAUUUGGGAUCGCGAGCAAGACGUUCCACCAGCAUCCUGGGCACGACUUCCCGCUGACGGCGAGUACGAGUACCACGAAAUAGUCCGCCGCUUGCGAGUUUCGAUUGAGUGGCAGGACUCCACCACCAACAAAUGGCACAAGAUUUACAUCGUAAGCACUUGCAACAGUCAGCUCACAGUGGACUCGCCGCCCAAGUCGUACGUACAAGGACUUGCUAUGAUUUGCGCACUUCAACAACGAUCCAUCACGAAUCCGGAUCCUUGGGUGAUGCAGUUCAGGGCACAACCAGUCGUUCAAGUCGACUGGGAUCAUCUCAAUCAGGUCCUGGCUUUGUCUAGUGAGUUUGGCGACAACUGGCAAACCCCUGCUCGAGUGCCCAUGCAUAAGAGGGAAGCCCAUCUGAGAAGUUUGGGCGCGCAGAAGUUCGGUGGAAAGUGGCGCGAAAUUCCUCCAACGAAGACGGCAAAGAAAGGCCACCUGCGUACGACAUGCGACAGGUGCUUCGUCGGUCAUCAAGCCAAGCAUGCAGCUGAUGGCAACAAGGAUCUGUCUACGCCGAGUUGCGAUAGACCAACUUCUUGUGACCGCGUUGAUCCAACCAACGAAUACUCCAGUUGCACCCAUUGCUGGGAAAAGUGCCGAAUCCGGUGCGCAUGGACGCCAGAGGACCAGAUCACAGAUGAAUAUAGGAACGCCGUCCUACACGACAUGGAAACUACGUACACAAGACAAGUGGACCUGCUGAUGGCCCCGAAAGACGUCGACAUGAGCGGGACGAACGCUUCCGUCCGCUGGGCAGUGUAG
Molecule: messenger RNA, 2598 nt
Organism: Zasmidium cellare ATCC 36951
Lineage: Eukaryota; Fungi; Ascomycota; Dothideomycetes; Mycosphaerellales; Mycosphaerellaceae
Exons: 1
Coding region: 1-2598 (865 amino acids)
Source: RefSeq, a predicted model, not a curated record